This is a messenger RNA of Cuscuta campestris, 1752 nucleotides long. The record is from the annotation of a GenBank genome assembly. NCBI's taxonomy places the organism in Eukaryota, Viridiplantae, Streptophyta, Magnoliopsida, Solanales, Convolvulaceae.
CUAUCACUAAAGAGACAAAUGACAACUUGAGUUGCAAAUUGAACCAGAAGCACCUAGUAAGAGGAAUCAUCCCAGAAAACCCAACAUUUGUUGUUCAGUGAAUGGAAAACAUGAAUAAGCAAUUCUUCUUCAUCAACAAGUAUAUAGAGCUAAUUAGAAGUACCCGUCUUUCUCCCCCGACAUCUUCGCGAAGAAAGAAGUAAAAAUCCUGGAAGUCUUCACGCUGAAAAGGAAACAGAUUUCUCGCUGCCUUCGGUUCUCGCUGCCUUGGGUCACAGAUGGAAAGAAAUCACAGAUCACUCCAAGCAGUGAAUGUUGGAGGAUCAUGGUUCGUGUCGUGCGAUUGUAUACUUUACCCGCUUAUAAUGAUGAGAGGACUACAAAUUCCAUUGAAAUGGUCUUCAUGGAUGAACAUGGAACUACGAUGCAUGCCACUGUCCGGAAAAGUUUGGUUGGAACUUUUGAGAAGCGAAUAAAGGAAGGGUAUGUGUAUGUCUUUGCCUAUUUUGGCAUCGGCAUUAGUAGUGGAAAUUAUCGGACCUCUCGACAUGAGUUCAGGCUGAAUUUCCAACCAAGAACCACUGUAACUGCAUGUAGCUGUGAGAGAAUACCUGUGCAUGGUCUUAAGUUGACUACUAUUUCAGAAAUAUUGCAGGCAGACUCAAACUACCCGUAUUUAGUUGACACUAUGGGGGUCCUAACUGCUGUGGGCAAGCAAAAAGAAAUUGUUAAAGAGUCCAAAAAGACAAAGAUGAUUGUGAUUCAGUUAGAAGCGGAUGGCUUCUUUGGGAAACAAUCAUUGGAAAAUGCGAUCAUUGUGAUUCAGUAUGCAAAGGUGAAAACGUAUCAAGUGGAUGAGGACUUUCUUAAACUUACUAAGGCUGCAACAAUAGAUACAUUGAAAGAUUGUAUUGAGGACGGUGAAUAUGCAGUAUACGGUACGAUCAAGGAUGUUGAUUCUGAUUGGUUUAUAACAGUGUGUAGGUGUGGGUCCGAAGUGGUCCCACGCGGUGGAUCCUACUACUGUAAUGAGUGUAAGAGACGAGUGAUGAAUCUGAUCCCAAGGUAUCGAAUCAAGACAAGAGUUGUCGACACCACGGACAGUGCUACUUUCGUAGUACUUGAAAGCGUUGCAUGCUUGCUCCUCCACAAAUCAUGUUCGGAGAUGUUGAAAUAUUCUGAGAAUCUGCCGAGUGGAGACAUAAAACCCGAUGUCUUUAAUAAACUCUUGAUAGAUAAGUCGUAUCUUUUUAAAGUUGAUGUUAGGCAUUCUCAGUUCAAUGACUUUGAUCCUACCUAUAAUGUCAUUGACAUUUGUUUUGAUGAAAGAACAAUCUCGCGAUUCAGGGAAAGGCAUGCAACAUUUUUCUCCGUCCAGAUUGAUGUGACUUUGGGACUUUCAACUGGAGAAAAAUCAUCACAGCAUACCUUCUCCAUGGGCGAGGCAUCAUCAUGUGUCAAGAAUUUGAUUGAAGAUUUUGUGCAAUCAAAGAUAAACAGUUUGAACGACUAGGAGAUGAUAUCACCGACUCUAAUAUUGGCAAAAGAAUCGAAGAGUUUGAAUCUGACUAUGCAGACGAUCAUGAACCGAGCAAGAAGAUGAAGACCAUUAAGAUUGAGAAAAUUUAAGACUAGAAGUAUUAAUUAAAUGGAGUAAUAUUCAGUUUUUGGGAUUAGAUUUACAUGUUAGACAUUUUUUAAUUUAUCAUUUUUGAUGACUUUGGUGUUUGAAAUUAAAACUUUGAAAUUUUC